Messenger RNA from Electrophorus electricus (electric eel), 3593 nucleotides. RefSeq names its product BCL2 interacting protein 2 (gene bnip2). The record is from RefSeq and is a predicted model, not a curated record. Gene Ontology annotation, biological process: apoptotic process. NCBI's taxonomy places the organism in Eukaryota, Metazoa, Chordata, Actinopteri, Gymnotiformes, Gymnotidae. Gene Ontology annotation, cellular component: cytoplasm.
CUCCGGAGGAAGAGUUGCUACGGUGGCUGGCUAGCCAACGAUGCUAUUAAAAGACUAUCUACGGGGCUCUGGUGCCUGCUGCCCACACUCAAAGCAGCUAGCGCUUUGGUAGAUAAAGUAGUUUGUGAAAGGGACUGGGCGUUUUCGCCGCACGGCUCCCGGUAGAUAAGAGAUUUACGAUCCUUAAUCGUCGGCACGAAGCUCGCUGGCUAGCCGUCUAGUUGAGGCUGGCGUCACGGUUUCUCCCGUGGAGGAAGGAAGGAAGGAAGGAAGGUAGGAACUAACGAAAGGACAGGGAGACUGCGCACUACCGGGCCACGAAUCGGUCCUGUUCUCGGGAGGUUUCUUAAAAGAGUGUAUUUUGGUAAAGUAUGCGAUAGUUAGACACACUCUUGGCUUCUGUUGACUAAGUGACAUGCAGUUAUAGGUUUGAUGUCUGAAGCUAAGAUAGGUGACGAGUCGGCCUAGCUGGAGUAGAUUAGCUAGUUAGGUCAGCUACUUCUUUCUCAGAUUUUUGGUUAGGUGGGUAGCUGUCUUUACAUGUUUGGGGUAUUUUGGCUUUAAUUGCUACCCGCGGGAUUCAUUUUACGUUGACUGUCUGGCUCCCAUGGCUGCAGAUCUGAAUGGGAGUAAAAGGGGCUUAAAACAGACUGGCGCAACCAACAAGAUUAUGAACAAAAGUAGCCCCGAAUCAGACACACCCAGGACAUCUGAAGCACUUGAAAACACGUCGACAAGUUGCGUCUCGUCAUCGGAUGAAGUGUUGGAGGACUGUGCGCCCGGUGCUGCAGCGAUCUCAGCGGAGAAGGGCGAUGGGGCUACCCCGCACAGCCCGGCCCAAACGGGAGGUCCGAAACAGGAAACCCCAGACAAUAGACAAAAACACGGACCCGCACGGACGAGAAGCAGAAAUCCCGCUAAAACACCACAGAGGGCAUCGCUAGAACAUAAUGAAAGUUUUGAGCGACAGGAAUCAGUCACCACUACAGAAGCUCGUCUGAGGAUGGAAGGGGUGGAGCUCAAAGAAGAGUGGCAAGAUGAGGACUUCCCCAGACCUUUGCCAGAAGAAGGAGACAUUCAUCUUGAUGACGAUCUCUUCACUGGUACCUCUGCAGAGGGAGAUUCAGCUCCACAGUCAUAUGGAUCAAGUCGUGGCAAGCGAACCAAGAAAAGACUCUUGGCUCCAGACAUCAGUCUGAACCUAGAUCACAGUGAGGGCUCUCUGCUUUCUGAUGAGCUGGACGAAAGCUCAGAGUUAGACCUUGAUGGCAUGGACACACCCUCAGACAACAGCAACGAGUUUGAGUGGGAAGAUGAUCUCCCGAAGCCCAAGAGCACGGACCUGUUGCAGAAAGGCAUGGAGUCGGUGAAGGAGUACUCUGCUUCCGACGAGCGGGAUGAGGGGCGUCGCUGGAGGGUCUUCCGCAUCGGGGAGCAGGAGCACAGGGUAGAUAUGAAGGCCAUCGAGUCCUACAAACGCGUCAUUAGCCACGGAGGUUACUAUGGAGAUGGACUGAAUGCUAUCAUCGUGUUUUCAGUUUGCUUUAUGCCCGAAAGCAAUCAGCCAAACUAUAGAUACAUCAUGGACAAUCUCUUCAAGUAUGUGAUAGGCACUCUGGAGCUGCUGGUGGCGGAGAACUACAUGAUUGUGUACUUGAACGGCGCCACGUCUCGCCGAAGAAUGCCCAGUGUGGGCUGGCUCAGGAAGUGCUAUCAGCAGAUAGACCGGAGGCUGAGGAAGAAUCUGAAAUCUUUGAUAAUCGUCCAUCCGUCUUGGUUCAUUCGCACUCUCCUGACCCUCACAAAACCUUUUAUAAGCUCCAAAUUUAGCCAGAAGAUUAAAUUUGUAUACACUCUGACCGAGCUUGCUGAGCUAGUGCCCAUGGAGUAUGUGUCAAUACCAGAAUGCAUCAAGCAGUUUGAUGAAGAAAAAAAUAGGAAAUCGCGUAAAAGGAUUGACCAGGACAUGCAUGGAAAAGAGGAGAUGGGAACUGCAGCAGUGCCAGAGUGAAGCUGAAAAUGCCGAUGUGGAGCAGGGAGUGGUGUGGGGGUGUGUCUGGAAAAUGUUGGUGCCUUUUUAUCAUUCAGUUGCCUGUUACAUGUUGGAACUUUUUAUGCUUUAUUGUAUUAAUGUGCCAAACCUUGGAUAAAAUCGCAAUGCUGUGCUUCAAGCAUUUUUAUAUACUUUCAUGUGUGAACUCAGAGUGACUUGUCAUACUUUGUCAAAAAUUCCCUUUGUCUUGCGUUCAUAUUUAAGGCACUCUGGUUUCAAGAUAGGUGGCGCAUGUUCUACAACAUUACAUUUAAAUAUAUAUUUAUAUUCAAAUGGUGAUAAAGGAGAGAGAUUAAUAUAUAUAUAUUUUUGCUUCAGACAGUCCUGUUGGGUUUUACAUUUGCUUACUGAAAUCUCACAGUAUGCCUGUUACAGUUUACUGCUGAAUACAAUGUUUGAAUCUUGUAUGAGGAAAAGCUUGAAUGUUGUGCUUCUAUUCACCGAAUGCAAACACUUGGAGAAAUGGAUCAAAUUUACUGGAGGUUUUGGUCACAGAUUGUACUGAAUCAUAUCAAUUGAUUUUUGUAGUUCACAUUUGUCAAAAGGUUUGGGAAGGGGCUCUUGUAUGUUAUAUUUCUUGCAAGUAAACUUCCACUCAAAAAAUAUUGUCGUCUUUGUUGGAAAUAUCGAUAAGUACUGUUACCACGUAUGUUACUUUCUGACAAGAAGUGAUGUGAACCUUUCAGUUGCUUUGAGCUAAGUAAUUGAGUCAUUCCAUUACAUAAUUAAUUAAGGAUAAUUUUUAAAUUCUUAAACAGAGAAAAUAAGCUCUAACCUGUUUCUAUCAGGGGUAUGUAAUUGUUUUCCCAGUAGUUAUUUCAGUAGUGUGUUGGUGAACCAUGGGGUUUUUCAAGAACUGUCCACCGGGGGGCAUCAUCUCUGCAGUUUUGCAUUAAGCAGAUUCUACUGCAAAUAAUUGGUGAUUCUGCUGGCUGGAGUGCUUUGUCCCCUGUUCUUGUUUUAAGUUCAGGAAAAGACUGGUGUGUGGUAAGACGUGAGAUGGAUAUCUGCAGCAAUGGAAUAACUCCUUGUCACGGUUUAAGUCAUUCUUUAUUUGCAAAUGCUUUUUCCUCAAAUGUCUCAUAUCUACUCAGUUGUUUAGUAAAAAAAAAAAAGUACUGCACUGUGAUUAUCCAACAGUCACAGGUUGUGUUGCUCUUGUAAUUGGAUUAGACCAGUGAAUUUGAGGAAAGACCUUUCAACACUGUCAUUGUAAGUGUAAUAACAUAAUAAAAAAAUAUUUCAUUGGCAGCAUUUAACAAAUGCUCUUAACCAGAUAGGUACAGUAUUUAUCAGUACUUCAGUACAUGUGGUUCCUUGGGAAGGCUCAUGGUGGUGGUAGCACUUUACACUGCCACAUGAGCUAUAGUUCCCUUGACCUGAUAUACCCAGAAGUCAAAUUCUUGUAGCUCUGUGCUUAAGACUGUUACACAUGCAAGUCAGAUCUAAUGUGAAAUAUUGCAACCCCAUAUUGACAUGUUGGCUUUUAGAAAUGUAUGUGGGAACAAUGAAAUGAUUAAAGCUUUACAUGCAGCAAGGA